AUGAACGCACAGCCGGCCAAACUGGAAGUUGAUGGUGAACCCAGUUUCCUGAAACGACGUCUAAUUCCCUACGGCCAACGUGAUGGUGUACUGCAAGCCUUUGAGAAAAUGGAGCACGAUGACAUAAUCACACGAGUCACAUCCAGUACUUGGGCAACGCCAAUCGUGAUCGCAAUCAAAAGUGACGGCAAAACACCGCGAAUUUGUGGCAAUUACCGAUUAACCCUCAACCCGCGGUUGAAAAAGUGUGCGGCUACCACCAUGGAACCGGAGGGUUUCAUGAAAGCAUUGCACGGUAGCACAUGCUUCUCGAAGAUCGACUUGGCUGAUACAUACCUCCAGAUUCCUCUCUCCCCAACCUGCCGGCAGUUCACCACUAUCAACACACCAUGGGGACUGUAUCAAUACAACUUCCUACCGUUUGGUCUCCACACAUCCUCAGGCAUAUUUCAGACGGCGAUUGACGAAGUCAUCCGAGGACUCGAUGGCGUGUUAGCGUACCAGAACGACGUCAUUGUGUUUGGUACUACGAAGGCCGAGCAUGACGAUAGACUCCUCAAACUACAGGAGCCGUUCGCCCGAAAGAACGUAUCAAUUUGCGCUUCCAAAUGCAUGUUGAGCUCACCAGAAUUGGAAUUUUUGGGCUUCACGGUGAAUGCAAAAGGCUAUCGCCAUGAUUCAAGUCACUUUCGCCCAUUGACUGAACUCGAGUCACCAAGAGACCAGAACCAACUCAGAUCCAUCAUGGGAUGUCUCCAAUACUAUCCGCGUUUCAUUCCGAACUUCGCCACAAAGCCCAACCGCUGUUUGCUGCUCAGUCGACUACGGAAUGGAAAUGGACUGCCGAGUGUGAACAAACUCUGCGUGAAAUAA
Echinostoma caproni is the source of this 873-nucleotide messenger RNA. Lineage: Eukaryota; Metazoa; Platyhelminthes; Trematoda; Plagiorchiida; Echinostomatidae. The record is from the annotation of a GenBank genome assembly.